AUGGCUUCCGCUGUUGCGUCGUCGCUCUCCGUGAACCGCGCCGUCGCUGCCGCCGUGUGCGGCGGAGAGAAUCGUCGUUCCCUCGCCGCGUCGCCCCGCGCUUCCCUGCGCCUCUCGGCACCACUCCGAGCCUCUCCCCUCCCCCUCGCGCCUUCCAAAUGCCGCCCGCUCCGCGCGCCCCUUCCGUCGCGGCGACCGACAGUGUGCGCCGCUGCCGCCGCUCCAGCGGCGGUGGCGGACGGCGGGCUGCUGACGCGCGUGGCCGUUGCGGCGUAUUCGGCGCUCGUGCCGGCCGGGACGGCCGCUAGCAUGGGACUCACGGAGUUGACGGUGGUGCUGGCCCUGAGAGAGACCAUCAUCGCGCUCGCCACUGCUGCCAUCUUCUUCAACGCGCCCAAGAUCUGCCGCCUCGUCAACUACGUGUGGGGGACGCUGAUCAUGCGCGACGACGAGGUGACGGAGGAGGAGUUUCAGGACAGCAUGUUCGGUGCGCUCGUGCGGCCGCUGCAGUUCGUCCUCAUCUCCUUCUUCCUCACCCACCACCUGCGCCUGCUGGUGCCGCUGCUGAAGCUGCCCGUGACAGCAGCAAUGGUGGGGAAGGCGCGGCUGUUGGCAUGGGUGGCAGCUGCUACGUGGUUCGCGACGGGAUGGAAGGACCGCGUCUUGAAGCUCGUGGCUGCUUCUCACCCCGAGGAUAAGCCGGUUCUGGCGAACGUGAGCAAGCUGCUGACGCUGCUGCUGCGGGUGGCGGCGGUGGGCACGCUGGCAGAGAUGAUGGGCUUCAGCCUCAAGUCGCUCAUCGCUGUGGGAGGAAUCUCAGGUGUGGCGAUUGGUUUCGCGUCCAAGGAGAUAGUGACCAACUUCUUUGGCGGGCUCAUCCUGUUCCUGACGCAGCCGUUUGUGGUGGGCGACAAGAUCAAGGCGGGCAGCGUGACGGGGCGCGUGAGAGAGAUCGGCUUCCUGCAGACCAAGCUCGAGGCCGACGACAACUCGCCCAUCGUUGUGCCCAACUACAUCUUCAACACCGCUGUUGUGACCAACUACUCCCGUGCGGGCUGCCUGGCUCUGGAGGCCACGUUUGUGCUGCGCAACGAGGACAUCAUCCGCAUCCGCCCCAUCACAGAGAAGCUCACGGCGUACCUGCGCGCGCACCCGCUGGUGGACGUCACCAAGGGCCCCACGCUCGGGUACCUCAAGAAGCUCUCCGGCACGGGGCUGGAGGUCGGCAUCAUCGCCUACGUGCAGGACAUGGAGGACGAUGAGUACCUGGCGGUGCAGCAGGAGAUUCUGGAGCAGAGUGUGGAGAUCAUCGUGGAGGAGGGGGCCUACCUCGGGGAGAGCGCGCCCUUUGAGCCCUCCGUCUCCCUCGCCGCCUAG
Molecule: messenger RNA, 1377 nt
Organism: Closterium sp. NIES-65
Lineage: Eukaryota; Viridiplantae; Streptophyta; Zygnematophyceae; Desmidiales; Closteriaceae
Source: the annotation of a GenBank genome assembly